UGAAUAUGAGAGGAAAUCGGAGAGGGCAGCAACAGUGGUGAGUCAGGAAAACAAAAAGCACUUUAUGGUUCAUUAGUGAAAGAUUUAUGCAAUCAAAGUCUCAUGUGAAUGGCUCGCUAAAAUAGACCCCCUGUCCACCUGACAAUUGCCACAUCACAAUGCACAAUCCCUUUUUGAUUUGCCCUCAACCCGUGACCCACUUACUUCAUGAAUCACAUGAAGUGGCACUACACAAGGGCACAACUCACACGUCCCUCACAGAUAUCAGGUCCCCUGAGUAUGUUUGCUUUUUUGUGUCAUGGGGUCUAACUGGCAGAAGCUAACAUCAAAGUCAAUUUUAAAAAAGAUUGCAGUUUAUUAAGAUAAAUUUGAAGUUUAAAGUCCUUUAAAAAAAUAGUAAUUUUAUCGUCUAUGUCUGGGAGUCUACAGCCACAACUUAUCAAGCGAGACUGUACUUUGGUUGUUGAAAUAUUUUAGCCACAAAAAAGAGGAUGCAGCAUAAAUAUUAGAAAAAUCAUUAUAGAACAGACAGAUACAUGCACACGCAGCCAGUAGCUGGACUCUUCAUAGGAGGAGUCACAAUUAAUGACAAAUAUAAAGAAAAAUGUGACAAAUAUUCUUAUAUCUGAUUAUUGUAGCCACAUCAUACUGUAUUAUAAUGUUUCAUUAACGAUUCAUGAGUUGUUUAUAUACUUUCAAAUGCUAAAUUAGGUAUUGAAUUAAGUUUUGACCAUACAGUCUAUGGUAUUGAAAUAAAUCUAGUUGGCAAAAUUCUGAGCACAGCUCUUCACCAACUGAUGAAAGUUGUUCUGAGUAUUGCCGUGACACCACUCUUACACAGAGGAGAGAUCAAAUACAACCUCUACAUUCUAUUCUGGUCAGAUUUUAGUGGCACAUGACUGUCCUUCCCUCCGUCUGUCUGCCUGUCUGUCUUUGUGUUAUGUAAACUGAUACAGCUGAGCUCAAUGUCCAGUAGGAGACACAGUAACACUGAGACAAAGCGACAGGAAUUAACACACAGCCACAGCUGCAUUUUUGUCCUAUAGAAUAUAAUCCCUGGUAACAAAACAAUGAAUAGCUGAAGGUUUAGCUGUCAAAAUCCCAGGCUGUCUAUUGAUCCCUGAACUCAGAUGUUGUUUUAUCUGUAUAUAUAGGUGAUGUUGCUUGAGGUCAGUCUGGAUGUUGGUUUAGGAGGUGUCCUCCCAGCCUACAGAGGUUUGAGAUGUUGAUUUUACAAUUGCAACAUCUCUGUUUCAAAUCUGUCUGAGGGCCUACAUGUCUCUCCUUAUUUCCUGUCAAAUUUCUUCAGUUUGUCUAAUAGAGUCAAAAAUAUCCAAAUGCCAAAAAUAAUUAUAAAUAAUGAUAAUAAUGAUAAAAAAUUAAAUGAAUAGUGAUUAAACAGAAUAUUUAUUACUUGCAAAUGUGGUCACUGCUGCCACCUAGUGACUCUUUGAUGUUCUGACCUAUUGGUUUGUAGUUGGCAUCAAUCUACGCUUUGCAUACACACUGCAACAUGAAUAAAAUUACUUUUAUUUGUCACAGACUUUUAAGGUAAAUUCUACGUUAAGAAAGAAAUAUUUGCAGCCCUGCAGUGCUCUCAGUGACAAUCCACAUUUGAUAAGGACAUCCUUCCUGUGUGUUCAGAUGUCAGCUCCUGAUAAUGAUACUAAUCACACAGAUCACACUGAGCCUUCUCAGUGUUUGUUCAAACUCUUGAACCAUUUUUCAAAUACAGUUGAUUAUUAUUACUUUGUGUCAUUUACUCUGUUCUUUUUUUUAAGCUUCUACCCCUGUAUUGUGGCGCUACACCAACAACACGAGAAUGACCCAUGUUCCUUUUCUCUGUUUAUGUUUGAGUGCUGGACUCACACUGUCCUCUUCUCUUUGGAUUCUGAACAAACGUCUGGACUGCAGUCAGCCGGGUCUUGACCACUGCAAGAUCAAUAACUGUUCAGACAAACCCAUGGCUAUACAACGUGCUCCCAGUGACCCAGACUGGGGUCCUGUGCAUGUGGGUGUCGGGAUGGACAAACAUGAGGCUGUCCCUGUUAUGAAUGUGACAUGGAACCUAAAGUCAGAUGCAGGUGUGUUUAGUCUUCGUGGAUCAGAAAUAAAUAUUCUGGAUCAAAGUACAAAUCAAACUAUGUGUGUGCAGUUUUCUUACAAGAUCUACAAACAGCUGAAUCCAAACAGUAACAGGUGGACAUUUUCCUUGGAUGGAGUUGUGGUAGAGCCUGAGCAUACGUAUGUGGUGUCACUUGUUAAUUUGCCAGAACCUAAAACCAGAGAAAACAAGAUCAGAGCGAAAAUUGUUACUGUCCCAGGAUGUAACAACAGCAUAAUCCAAACAGCCCGAAUAUGUCUUGAAAAUGGAAGUCUGUGGAGGCCUCACGUGAUCGCUGAUAUGUCUGUUGAUAAGGGACAUAAAAAGUUGAUCAUUGUUGUGGGUUUUGAGGCAGCACAGUAUUCAGAGAGGUACCAAGUCUCCAUCCAGAGCCAGGCUCUCCAUGAUUCAAAAAAUGUUUCAAAGGAAAACAGAACAUUGCUGAAUGUGACGUUUGAGUUUGGUUUGUCGCAACUCUCACAAUGUAAAAUGUUGUUAACGAUUCAGCCAUUUUUUACACGAUGUAGAAAUGACUGUUGGCGCCCCAUGAAAGUAAUUGAUUACUGCCCUUAUUAUCCACCACGGACGUUAAUUAUAAAGGCAGUUGUGGGGCUGCUUGUCAUUGAUGUUUGUCUUUUUUAUUUACUGUGGAGAGCAUUUCAUAAAGAUUCUGUGAGCACACCCUCAUCUAUUGCCAAAGACCAACCAGAGGGUUUUCAAGUGCAAGAGAGGAAACGAGUCCUCAUCAUCUACUCCCUCGACCACCCGUUAUACAAAAACAUUGUUCUCAAGCUUUGUGGCUUCCUGGCGACCAAGUGUGGUACUGAAGUGGUCCUGGAUCUGCUGGACUCUGCCAGACUGGGAGUGUUGGGAGGCAUUCAGUGGCUGGACUUGCACAGAGAGCAAAUAGAAAGCUCUUCAAAUAAGAUACUAAUCCUGUGCUCACCAGGAGUACAAGCUAAAUGGAGAGCCAUGUGCGGCGACAGACCGGUUUUUCUUAGAGAAGAUGUCCGCUCACCUGUAGGCGACAUGCUCACUCCAGCUCUCAGCCUCAUGGUACCCCAUUUUAUCCGAUCUCCGUCUUUUGAAAAAUACAUAGUGGCUUAUUUUGAUGAUGUUUGUUCAGAAGAGGAUGUUCCUUCACCUUUCAACAUUACAGUUCGAUACAAGCUGAUGAAACAGUUUGAGGAGCUCUUUUUCAGAAUCCUGGACGCAGAAAAACAUGAACCAGGCAGAGUGAAUCACAUCGAGGGGCUUUCAGAGGAUGAGUAUCAUCAGUGCCCCUCAGGUAGAGCCCUGCAGGAUGCUAUUGAUGCUUUCCAUGCAUACCAGCUGGAGCAUCCACAGUGGUUUGAAAAUGAGCUACUGGAGAGCUCAGAGUUGGAAGUUGAGGAGACCUUAGCUGAAAUCUGUGACAAUGUGACCUCACAAAACCUCAUCAUACAUUACGUAAAUGAAUCCACCCAAGUCAAGACACAAGCAAGUGAUUUCACUGCGGACAAAACAGGAUCCUACACGGCUGAACAGCUCCAAAUGUGCCCCUCAGUUGAAUCCAGCCAUCUUAUUGUUGAGGACGUGCAGACACUUUGAUUAGAUUGCCCUAUGGCUUGAGAUGCUCAUGAAGAAGAUACAUCACCAGUUACAGUUACCAGUUACGAGGACUGUCCAUCAGUCAUGCAGUUUGAUGACUAUGUCCUAAUCUGAUUCAGAGGCCAAACUCCUUGACAUCAUCAUAAGAGCAACUGAAAUCUACUCAAACAAAUUCUUAGUUGAUCUCUCAGUGGAUACUAGUAGAUAAUAAACCAGGCAUAAAAUAAAAACAAGGACUUGUAGGAACUUGUCUGAACAUUUAUCACUUCUUUGCAACUUUUAUAAAGAAUGUCUAUGUGGAUCUUUUGUGCACAAACAUAAUGUUAACAGUAUAGUGCACCAUAUUGUAUAUUUGCUUGUCUUCAUAUCUCUUCUGCAGUAUUUUCACAAGUUGCAUUAAUGUUGAAUAUCACUCGCUUUCACCAGGAGACAAUAGCAAACUAGUUUAGACCACAAAGAUCUGUGGUUGAUGCUUGUGGGCUGUGUAAACAGCGUUCAGGUCAAAGUUCAGACUUCUGGGCAAAGUUUCUAGCAUUUUUGUUGCAGUGGAGAAGGUAAGCACUAAACUCUGUUUGUGGAGACAAUGUUUUUUUUAUAAUGACCCAAUUGAAUGUAAUGUGUAGUGAACCUUUUAAUUUGUGAAAGCAUGGAUGUUUCUGAUGAAGAAGUUAAUGUUUCCACCACAGAUAUGUGGUGUGCUUCCUACAGCACAGAGCCUGUUUAUCCAGAAAUAAGUUAAUGUUGAUGACCUCACUGUAGAUUGCAGUUUUUCAGAUGGUUUUAAAUGUAAUAUGGGUGUGUAUUUACUGAUGUGUCUCUAAUCCUUUCAGUGUCACUGAUGAGAGAUUAAAAACUUAAACUGUUAAACUAACAAUAUUGGCACAAAAA
Lates calcarifer (barramundi perch) is the source of this 4582-nucleotide messenger RNA. RefSeq names its product interleukin-17 receptor A. The transcript is spliced from 11 exons. Lineage: Eukaryota; Metazoa; Chordata; Actinopteri; Centropomidae. Gene Ontology annotation, molecular function: interleukin-17 receptor activity. Bases 1823 to 3694 code for a protein of 623 amino acids. The record is from RefSeq and is a predicted model, not a curated record.